AUGUGUUCAUCGCCAGUGUCUACAGCUUCGUCCUUUGACGCUCAGUUUUUACAGGAGACUUUUGAUAAUGCCAUAGAGGAGACAUGUCGCAGCUUCGGCCUUUUUUCACCUUUCCAAAACACGCAACAGCAAGAUGGCCCUGGAGAAACUGGAGAUGGUGUGAGCCCCUUCGUCGCCGAAACAUCUCCUGCACCAGACUCAAUGGGCACUGCGCUAACAGCCGAACAGCCUGACGGUAUGACCUACGAAGGAAUCAUCAGUAAGGACAGGGUGAAGAAAUUUCCUAAAUCAUACUAUCACGUUCAAGAAAUGAACAAAGGACCAGUGGACUACGCGCCUCGACUUGCUCAAGUUCCUUCUCAGUAUCAACUGGAAUCCCUUACGGAGAUGUAUGUGUGCGACUUCCCGAAGCUCUAUCGGAGGUAG
Molecule: messenger RNA, 426 nt
Organism: Ostertagia ostertagi
Lineage: Eukaryota; Metazoa; Nematoda; Chromadorea; Rhabditida; Trichostrongylidae
Source: the annotation of a GenBank genome assembly